Molecule: messenger RNA, 2248 nt
Organism: Engraulis encrasicolus (European anchovy)
Lineage: Eukaryota; Metazoa; Chordata; Actinopteri; Clupeiformes; Engraulidae
Product: L-threonine 3-dehydrogenase, mitochondrial-like
Exons: 9
Coding region: 175-1293 (372 amino acids)
Biological process (GO): L-threonine catabolic process
Molecular function (GO): L-threonine 3-dehydrogenase activity
Source: RefSeq, a predicted model, not a curated record
CUCAAGAUAAGCGUGUGUGUCUGCAGCAGCUGAUGCAAUACAUCCGAGCAGCAUACCAGACUCUACGCGUGGACGCAUCAGAUAACUAGCAUCAUAUUCACGAGAAGGAAUUCACUACUCUCCUGUUUCCUUUCCUUUUCCCUCUCAACGACACUGAAACCAUCCACAUACGCCAUGGAUCGCGCGCUAAGCAAGUUGGUGCGCCACGCACUCAGGACGCAGCAGAACUGCGGAUGUGAAGCUCUGGCCGUGUCUGUUCGCACGAUCAGCUUCUCCCCACGCCAGGUCACCUCAGAUGCAGGCUUUCAUUCCGUGUCUUUCUCCGAGACAGACCAUCCCAAAGUCCUCAUCACUGGCGGUCUUGGCCAGCUUGGGGUGGGGCUUGCCAAGAUGCUGCGGAGGCAGUUUGGAAAGAAUAACAUCAUUUUGUCUGACAUCCGAAAGCCUCCAAGUGAAGUCUAUCACAAUGGUCCUUUUAUUUAUUCCGACAUCUUGGACUACAAGAAUCUGCGUGAGAUUGUGGUGAACAACCGCAUCACCUGGUUGGUGCACUACAGUGCGCUGCUCAGCGCGGUGGGGGAGGCCAAUGUGUCACUGGCCCGAGACGUAAACAUCACUGGCCUCCAUAACAUUCUGGACAUCGCGGCCGAGCAUGGCCUUCGUCUCUUUGUGCCCAGCACCAUCGGGGCCUUUGGGCCGUCCUCUCCCCGCAAUCCGACCCCCGACCUCUGCAUCCAGCGGCCACGCACCAUCUAUGGCGUCUCCAAGGUGCACGCGGAGCUCAUGGGAGAGUACUACCACCACAGGUACGGACUGGAUUUCCGCUGCCUACGGUACCCUGGCAUCAUCUCAGCAGACUCCCAGCCUGGAGGCGGCACGACCGACUACGCUGUGCAGAUCUUCCACGACGCGGUGAAGACGGGGAAGUUUGAGUGCAACCUGCGUCCCGACACGCGGCUGCCCAUGAUGUACAUCACGGACUGCCUGCGGGCCACCCUGGAGAUCAUGGAGGCCCCGGCCGAGUCUCUCAGCAUGCGCACCUACAACAUCAACGCCAUGAGCUUCACGCCCGAGGAGCUGGCCCACGAACUGCAGAAGGUCCUGCCUGGCCUGGAGGUCACCUACAACAUCGACCCCGUCCGGCAGGCCAUAGCUGACAGCUGGCCGAUGAACUUCGAUGACAGUAAUGCGCGUAAGGACUGGGGAUGGAAGCACGAUUAUGAUCUCCCAGAGCUCAUCCAGACCAUGCUCAACUUCCUCGGCCACGACUCCAGGAUUGCCAAGGCCUAUUGAAUCCAGAAAGGCCUAAUGGUUCUCUGUGUACCGUAUGUGGCAUUUUAGACUAUCAGGGACCUGAAAAACCAAGAGGAAUGUACGUACAUAGUAUUUCAAGUGCACUGUUGGAUAUUUAAAAAAGUUUUAGUUAUGUUAUUUCCAAAUGGGUAUUGUAGGAAAUGCGCAUCUAUAUACCGGUAUGUCUUGUAAGGGACUUUUUCAGGGUCAAAGGGAUUAAAAGGAAAUGAAGGAACAUUGCCAGAAAUGUUUGCAUCCCUUUAAAAACACACAGUGGAUAGCCAUAAUGUGUCUUUUGCAACCAAAUAGUGUCUGUCAAACCAAAUAUUGGGCUGCUUCUGCUUACUGAACUUACACAUGCCUUGAAUCAGCAACAGUCAAAAAAGGUUCGCUAGAUAGAGUCUAUCUACCAAACAAUCUUAUCUUGUUGAAGUGUGACAAUGAUGAAACGAUUUUUUUUUUCAUUUUGUAUUAGAAAAUGCACUCCACACAAUGCUUGGUCUUAUGAAGAAAAUUUGUGAGCUAUUUAUUUGUACCUUUUGCACUCAAGAAUGUUAUUCUUGUGUUAUUUUUUGUGUUUUUGUUAGAAACUAUUUAACCUUGUCUAGGCGGUGCUAUGCGGAGUCUGUAGCUGUGUAUGGCUCUUUUUAUUUUAGCGUAUUCAUGCCUAUUGAUUUAAGGGUGCUAAAGUAUGUUUUGUACUGUAUGUUUUGUUCCUAGUCAUAAAAGCUGUUCAGUUGGGUUGAAUGAAAUCAAAGCCCUCCUAUUUUCUAAAUUAAGGAAUUUAAUGAUGUGGAAAAAUGUAUUAUUCCACUGAAUUGUUGGAAUGUCUGUUUUGUUUAUUUAGUUAUCAAGUUAAUUUCAGAUUGUAUGUAGAGGCGAAAUGUAUAUUUUUUCCAGUGUGAAUACCUGCACACAUGUUUUUACACUUCAAUAAAUGGUCAACUUGUGUUUA